CCCCCCUCCCCCACCCGGGGGAACGCGGGCAACUUUUACGUCUAGUUCAUUGCAGCUUCUGCAUUACACGAAUCCCUUUGCUUGAGAGCGAAAUUGAAACAUUUGCAAAUUCAUAGCGCACUUGAAUACUAUCCUCGAUUGUUCCUGAUCAAUGAUAUGAAGAAGAGAAGAUUAGAAGAAGAUUUGCGGAGAGAGAUCUCGAAAACAACUGAUGUAGAAAAACAGCUGGAUCUUCUCACAGACCUAGGUGACCUUCAACGAUGCAACGGGGAUUUAGAAUCAGCUGUGGAGACAUACAAGAAAGCUGCUCAACUUGCCACUGCUCUUAGCAAUCACUUGGAUCUUUCUUUUGUGUACCGAGCUUUGGCGGAGAUCAGUGCGGAGGAAGGCGAGCGCAAGCAAGCUUUGGAAUAUGCUGGUCUAUUUCGGCAAACCGCGCAAAUGUGCGGAAGUUGCUCUCAAAUUCAGCUGUCUCUUCAUGUUUCUGGCUGGAUCUACGAGAAACUAGCCAUGCAGCAAUUACAAAACACAGCUGAUCUUGAAGAAGCUUUAUCGUGGUGCCUGAAAAGUAUAGACUACAUCAAGAAAGCUGGCCAUAGGAUUGAUUGCGAUAGAAAGGCAGUGAGGGUUGCUGGAGACUCCGCAAGAAGAAAAGCAGGAUUGGAAAGAUUGUGCUCCGGUAUAUGCGCAAAUCUUCAACGUCGAUCUGAAGCUGAAAAGUACUGGAAUACAGCGUAUGCCUACGCAAAAAGAAACCAAGAUUCCGAGCUCGAAUAUCAGCUUCUACUUGCCCGCAUAGACUUUUCAUGGGAAUCACCACUGAAGAACGCGCAAAGACUGGUCAACUUUGCUCCUUCGAAGAAGAAGGGACAAGCAAUCAUGGAAUUGGCGCAGGUUUUGACAUUUGCCGGUGAUUUUUUGGCUGCGCAGAACGCUCUUCUUGAGUGCCUCCUACAUCACAAAUCCUCGCUGAUGCCUGAUGAUGCGGAUCUUCUCGAGGCUAGGCUAAUUUUCUUGUACAAGUACUUUCACAGACUGGACCGAUCGAAAGAUCCUGGCUGUUCAAGAGGUGAACGACGGAAGAUGUAUGAACUCAUCGCUGACUCACUUUGCUCUUAUGGAGGUGACAGGAAGGAACUGCUGGAGCAUGCAGUAAAAUACUACAAGCUGAUGUUUCAGAACAGCGUCACCGACAGAGAGAAGUGCACUGCUGCGAUAUCUAUAGCCCAAACAUUUAUGGACCUCGAAGCAUUUGAUGAAGCGCGGGAGUGGUUCGAAAAAGUGCUUGAACUGGAGACAAGGAUUGGAAAAUCUGAUGCAAAGCUGUGCCAAACGAAGGUGCUGCUGUUUGAGGCCAAAUGUCGCCAGAAAUUUUCUUCCAAGCUAAAUCUUUUGGAAGAAUUCGGCCAGCUGAACUCUCAAAUACCGGAAGGGUAUCCUUCGCUCAAAGCGGCUAUAAAUAGAGCCAUGGGCCAGUUUUUCGUCCAAAAAGGUGAUCGCUCAGAAGCAUCCCUGUACCUUUCACGGGCAGAUACGCUUCGAGAUGAAGUGGAUGUUGAGGGAAGUGAGGAAGAGGAAAAUGAGGAGACCACAGACGAGCUGGAUGCAAGACCGAACAAAGCAAUCAUGAGGGAAUGUUUAGAGCUUGCACGACUAAGAAACAGCGAUCUAGAAAUAGAGAAAGAUCGUGACAAAGAGAAGAAUGCUCAUGGAGAAACGCGACUGCAUAUUGCUGCGCGAAGUAACGACACCGCUAUGGUAGAAAAGUUGAUAGCUGCAGGAUACGAUGUCAACCGGCGGGAUUACGGUGGUUGGACACCCAUUAGUGAAGCCGUUUCAGCAGGAAUGCGAGAAAACGUGCUGGCAUUGUUGAAAGCCGGUGCGAAAGUUGAUCCAGUCAGCACUGAAGUACUCAAUGAUGAGGAGAAUUCUACUGGAGGUGGCAUAACACCAUUGAUGGAAGCGUGUGAUAAGGGGUUCAUAGACAUUGCUCGGGAUUUGCUGAAACGUGGCGCUUCGGUAACGAAAAGAAAUGCAGAUGGGUGGACUGCUGUGGAUUUUCUGAGGAACCACAUAGUAAACAAUGAUGACGAUGAUAACAGCAAGCUGAAAGAACUAACUGCCUUAGCAGUUAGCAUGGAGGACAUGCAAAGGAAGCAGUCGUUUCCUGUCCGAGGUUGUGCACCUCAGCUGAAUGCGAGGAGAAAUGUGAAACCUUUUGUCAAAACGUCUCGAACGAAUACAGCUGAUAAAGGAGACGAUGAUGCGUUGAACUCUUAUAAGCGGGCUAUCGGAAGUAUGGGUGCCCAGUCCAAGAGCAAGAAGAGGUCUCGUCAGCAUGAGAGUGCUCUCUUUUACGAAAACGAUGCGCUUAUACGUAGCCCUUCGCCUGAAGAUGACAUUGUACUUCCGAGUGACUGUGAAAGAAGCCCUGAUAAGGAUCGAAGUAGCCGUGCAGAUCUUCUCCGAACGCGAAGGUCUCCAUCUCCCAUCUCCAUCUGCAGUUCUCCUUCUGUCGCCAGGGCUAGUAGCUCUUUCAAUCCACUACCUAUCGAUGAUGAAUUCCUCAUCGAUGAUUUGCCAAAGCGAAGGAAGCGGAAAAGUUGUGUUUCGUCUGAUAAAUCGCCUGCUGCUGAAAGAAGAGAGUCUAAACAGAGAAGAACUGCAACACAACCUGCUCGUAUUAGAAGAGUCGCUGUUAGAUCUCCCUCACCAGAAGAUAUAGAAGCAUGUUUGCAAAGGGAAACAACUUUUACACCUUCACCUUCAUAUUCAUAUGUACCUCAAACACAACGUGAGCCGGUGAAUGAGGCUGCCUCAGCGCCUUCACAAGCACUGAUCAUCGCUACAUUAAAAUUUGAAGAUGAAAGUGGAGAACCAUUUCGACCAGACAAGCUGGUGACCUUUCCCAGAAUCGCAACAAUGGCAGAAGCUGAAGAGCGAUUUCGUUCUGAACUUGGACAGCCGGCUAGGAUAUUCACCACGCGUCUUGGUGACGGGAGAGAAGCAGAUUCCGCAAUACCUCUUCUUAGCCUGGGAGAGCCACUGACCAUCAUAUGUAGAUUACAGCUAUCCGAUAACUUGGGUAACGUCAGAACGGCUGUAGUUGGAGAGGACAGCACCAAGCUGGCUGGUCUUAGCAUAAGCGAUAAACUUGAUCUUUCUUUGGCGAGACCUGAAAAAAUUGGCCAAGUGCUGAGGACAGCCACUACAUCAAGGCCAAAACUCAAAAGCCUUUCCCUUGACGGCUGUGAUAUCACAGAAAGUGUUCUUUCUCAUCUGGGUGUUAUAUUGAAUGACCUCACAAACUUAAGUUGCAAGUAUGUGGGCCUCAAUGAUAACCAGCUUUCCACGCUUUGUUCGAAGUCAUUUUUCCCUCAACUUUCAUCGCUCAAUCUGUCACACAAUGAAAUCACCUCUGGCUCCACUUUAUCAAAUUUUUUGGAAAACUGUACUCAAUUGUCUGAACUGCACUGCUGCGAUUUGGAUGUAGUACAAGGGCAGGACACCUUGAUGGACACCAUCUCAAGGUUACAGAAUCUUCAAGUGCUAGAUAUCUCUUUCAAUAGUUGGGUCAAAGGAGAAUACGUAGAGAAAAUAAUCAAUUCGUGUGAGAAUCUAUCUACUUUGAUAUUGGAUGGUUGCAACCUCGACGAAAUAUCAUUUGAGCCUACAUGGUUGCCUAAUCUCCGUACCCUCUCAAUGGUUGGUUGCCAGCAAAUAGAAUACGAUUCUUUGGUGGAAUGGAUAAGCAUGGGUUCUAUCCAAAAAUUAGACCUAUCAGGGACUGAUAUAACGCUGGACCAUGUCAGAACUUUAGUGGCAUCUAGAAUGGUGUGCCCAGAAAUUGCCAUCAGAUUAGUUAGAACACGGUCGAUUGAAAAUGAACCUCAAGCAUUUGUCGACAUGAUGUUAUCGUUUGUCACCAAUAGUUUAUCUCCGGUCCGGUUUGAGUUUUCUGCAAAUUUCGCUAAUGCUCUGCGGAAUUUGACGGCGUUCGCUUCAAAUUUUCUAUGUUCUUAGUUAUGUUGUACAAAGUGG
Molecule: messenger RNA, 4041 nt
Organism: Cylicocyclus nassatus
Lineage: Eukaryota; Metazoa; Nematoda; Chromadorea; Rhabditida; Strongylidae
Source: the annotation of a GenBank genome assembly